GCGCCACGGAGAACCUAACAAUCCGUAUCAACAAAUACUUGCUGUAAACACAUCAACAUCACAACUCCUUAACAUGUCGACCAGCAAAAGACUACCAACGACGUCAGACUUUCCAUCCAGCUGGACCUUGACGGUGUCUCCUCCUCCGAGCUCGCAACGACCAACAAACAUCCUCAUUCUACUCCAUGGCUUAGGUGAUGCCCAUCUUCCUUUUGCUCAGCUGGGCACGCAGAUGAAUCUGCCAGAGACAGCAUGCAUCUCUAUCAAAGCUCCGGAGCCACUUCCGUUCGAGGCUUCAUCCUUUCACUGGGGUGACGAUGUCAUCUUUGAUAACACUGUCGGCACUAUUGACCCUGACGGUGGCUUCAAGAAAGUAGUCCCAAGACUUGUCAAGGAGAUCAUUGAAGACACAUUGAUCAAGAAGUGUGGUUACCAACCUCGCGAGUUGAUGCUCUUUGGCUUCGGCCAAGGUGGUAUGGUAGUUCUCAGCAUUGCUGUAAGUAUGGAAAAGGAGCUAGGCGGUGUGAUCAGUGUCGGCGGUCCUCUCCCUAGCGAAGCUGUUGCCUCCUUAUCUCCAAAGCGCAAGACACCAAUUCUGGUCUGCUCUGGAAGUGACAGUCCGUGGGUCACUUCAUCAGCAGAAAACAAACUCAAGGCUGUGUUCGAAUCUGUCCAGUUCAAUCGGUACCGAAGAUCUGGAGAUACGAUGCCCAAAAGCCGCGAUGAGAUGUAUCCUAUCAUGCAGUUCUUUGCUCGCCGUCUCAAGAGCUCUGCAGGUGUUCCGGAGGGCAGUGUUGAGCUGUCAGCUUGAUAGCAAAGCUUCGGUGCAAUGAUGACCCGAAGGUCAGGGUACCGUCCACAACUACCAUCUCGAGAACAAAAGACGACAUUUGAUAUUUUAACGAAGCGGUGCUAUGUCAUGUGCAUAUUUGAUGGUUUGGAAAGAUAUAUAUGAAUCACGCUUCCGAUGUUUGAUUGUUCUUUACAAGGUUUGGUGGUGAUGUUGCCGAAAGUUGACGUUGCUGAUCAGCCAAAGCAAACUUCGUUCACGAACCACAACACCAUCCACUUCGUCGUCCGCAGCACAUUACAAACUUGGACC
Molecule: messenger RNA, 1102 nt
Organism: Aureobasidium pullulans EXF-150
Lineage: Eukaryota; Fungi; Ascomycota; Dothideomycetes; Dothideales; Saccotheciaceae
Product: alpha/beta-hydrolase
Exons: 3
Coding region: 74-811 (245 amino acids)
Biological process (GO): protein depalmitoylation
Cellular component (GO): cytoplasm
Molecular function (GO): palmitoyl-(protein) hydrolase activity; carboxylic ester hydrolase activity
Source: RefSeq, a predicted model, not a curated record